UUUUUUUCAGCCACUUCCUUGCAUCACUGCUCAGAAAGAGCGCUCGCAGGGUGCCAUCACUCGUACUUUGCAUCUUCACUGAAGACUCAAGUCUAAUCAAGCAUUUCUGUUAUUACCCUUCGAAGGGUAGUAGCUGCCGAGUCGCCGCAUUGACUUGCUCCUUUUUCGCAGCCAUAAAUGCCAGCCUACACUUUUGCAGAUGUCCAAUUGCAUCUUCGACCCUGUACCUGAAGGUUGUGAGAAGUGGUACAACGUUCACACGUAGUACAGAUAUGUCGUACGUGUGGAAGCUUCUAAAGAACACAAGAGCAUAUCAUGCGUUCGUAAUUCGAAUGCCGACCGCCGGCAGGUGUGCGCAAAGGUCGCGGUGCCACGCACACUAUCUAUCGAAUGCAAUUAGAUAGUGGCAUUCACCACGCUGGUUGAAUGAAGCAAUUGGGGCACCCGACGGCAAUUAGCCUUGAGAGGAGGGACAGGCAGUCUCUUCUCCAAGGGUGUAUAUGGAGCCAUAUACAUCAGCCUUAGCAACGAGCAGCGGAAGGCGAGCGAGGAACACGCAGCGACUAAUAAAGAAAGAGCAAGCAACGCUCGGGCUUUUUGUGCCUGUUCCACGUGUCUGUUACCCAACGCCAUACUAGAAGUUUGGAGUGCCCCUACACUGCGCGCGAGAUCAGUAUGUCAGAACUGAAUCCCACACUGAAGGUACAGUACCACGGUACUACAUACUAUGUUACAGUACAGCCUUCUACCACAACUCUCACCUCAUCCUCUUCCGCCCCCCAGCAACUCCCCCCGUCACCUCCCUCAUCUCCACCGCUACUCGUUGUGCGACAUAUUCCUCACGGCCCCAUUAAUACACGCGCUGACCUUCCCCAAAGCCGCGCUCUCGCACCCGAUUUUCUCCCUGACGUACUCCACAGCCACCUUCACGGCGCGGUGCUGAAACAUCGCGAGCGUCUCCUCCGUCUCGCCUGGCGUCUCCUCCUGCAUCCGGUCCACGAGCACGGCGCACACCGUGGCGGCCCGCACGCCCACCCUCUUCGCGAACGCCCCGAGCGCCACGCACUCCAUCUCCACGUUAACCACGCCCCUGCUGCGGCAGUCCUCCAAGAACGCCGCCCUCUCCGCGGCGGAGAAGUCUGCAAACGCCCCGUCGCGCCGCGCCUGCGCCACGUAGAACGUCUCGGCGCUCAUCGUGUCGCCGCGCACGCACCGCUUGCCGAGCAGCGCCCGCCCCUUGGCCGCGAGCUCCUCGCCGAGCGUCUCGUCCAUCUCGGCCGCGAGCACGCGCUGCUUGCCGAGCACGGCCAUGCGCAGCCCGCGCUCGAACAGCCCGUUCACGGCCUGUCGCGUCACCACCACCGUCCCCGCCGCGACCCCCACCCCGCCGCACGACCCAAUCCGGAUCAGCGCGUACGCGCCCGCCAUCGCCGACCGGAUCGCAAUGUGUAG
This is a messenger RNA of Chondrus crispus (carragheen), 1452 nucleotides long. RefSeq lists its product as hypothetical. NCBI's taxonomy places the organism in Eukaryota, Rhodophyta, Florideophyceae, Gigartinales, Gigartinaceae. The coding region runs from base 676 to 1452 and encodes 258 amino acids. The transcript has 2 exons. The record is from RefSeq and is a predicted model, not a curated record.